CUAAACCUGAGUAAAUCCAUUGCCCAAAAUCUCACACAAGUGACUCAUAGAUAGCAGCUUUAUUAGCAUACUGUGCUGUAUAAAAGGAGAAGGAGAAGGAGAGGAGAGUAAAGGAAGCUCAAUACACCUAAAGGAAAUACAAUCAGAUCAAAAGACUCCUGAAGAAAGGAAAAAUGAAAGCUGUAUGUUUUUCUCUGCUCCUCCUGCUGCUGGCGUGUAGCUUUGGAGAGGGCCUGAAAUGCAACCGUUGUGUUGGCAAAGGCUGCAGAAACACAGUGGAGACCUGCCGUGUUGACCAUGACACCUGCGGCACGGUCUUAUUCAAGCCCCCACUCCCUAUCUCAUACUUCAAGAGAUGCAUGAAGAUGUCAGAAUGCAUGCUGCUGGGAAGCAACAAGGACAUUGAUGCCUAUUGCUGCACCACCAACCAAUGCAACUGAGAGACACAUCCUCUGUCUACCAUACUGUAUACUAUACAGUCCAUUAAUUGUACUAAUCAAUGCAUAUGAUUGAAACUGCCAAGAAGAAACAGAAAUAAAGUUGUACUUUUUUUUGCAAACA
Molecule: messenger RNA, 561 nt
Organism: Oncorhynchus keta (chum salmon)
Lineage: Eukaryota; Metazoa; Chordata; Actinopteri; Salmoniformes; Salmonidae
Product: phospholipase A2 inhibitor 31 kDa subunit-like
Exons: 4
Coding region: 174-440 (88 amino acids)
Source: RefSeq, a predicted model, not a curated record